Messenger RNA from Mytilinidion resinicola, 1536 nucleotides. RefSeq names its product cytochrome P450. Gene Ontology annotation, molecular function: oxidoreductase activity, acting on paired donors, with incorporation or reduction of molecular oxygen; monooxygenase activity; heme binding. NCBI's taxonomy places the organism in Eukaryota, Fungi, Ascomycota, Dothideomycetes, Mytilinidiales, Mytilinidiaceae. The record is from RefSeq and is a predicted model, not a curated record. The coding region runs from base 1 to 1536 and encodes 511 amino acids. The transcript is spliced from 2 exons.
AUGGUCUGGGGCAGCAAGUUGGUCCGCCUCGCCCGCCGUUUGGGCAUUGCCACCGACAGCUUCGACCGAUACUACCUGUUCGGCUGGGAGGGAAAUGAGAGGUACAGAGUGCACGCCGAGCUCGGCGACGCCUUCACGCUCGUGACGCCUGGAGGCAAUUGGAUCUACAUCGCAGACCCCGACGCAAUAUGGGAUACGCUGAAGCGGCCUCACGAGUUCGGGCGGAACCUUGAGCAGCUUGCUGUCUUGAACGUCUAUGGCAAGAACCUGUCUACUACUGAAGGCCAAGAAUGGCAGAAGCACCGCAAGAUUACCGCUGCGACCUUCACUGAGAAGAAUAACGAGCUUGUCUGGCAGUCCUCUCUCUCGCAAGCCCAAGGCAUGCUAGACUAUUGGGUCCAUCGCGCUCCUGAGCCUGUUCGAUCGGUGGCCGACGAUUGCAGGACCUUCACUCUCAACGUUCUGGCCGCCGCACUAUUCUCGAAACCGUAUCCUUUCGAAGGCAGAAACGAGCCAACAGACACCACCGACGAGUCCUACCAGUACCGAGACUCGCUCUCGAAGAUUCUGCAGAACAUCAUUCUCAUCGUGAUCUUCGGCGGCGAGAAGCUCAGGACCUCGAAAUGGAUGCCCAUCUCCUGGCAGCAAGCGGGUGCGGCCGUUGCCAACUUCCGCUCAUACGUGUUGGGUUUGAUCGAUGAGGAGAAGGUAAACGUGGAAAACGGUGUGCAGAACCGCAAAGACUUAGUAGCUGCUCUCGUGCGUGCAUCACUCGCGCAGAAGAAGGAAGGCAGGGACAUGACCGUCACCGAAGAAGAGAUCAUCAGCAAUACCUUCGUCUACGGCUUCGCAGGGAAUGACACCACGGCCAUCACGCUCGCACACACCAUUGUCAACCUUGCAGCGCACCCUGAGACGCAGGAUUGGAUCGCCGAGGAGACUCAGCGCUACCUCCCCACCGACGACUUCACGGAGUGGACCUACCCAACCUGGGCGAAGCUGAAGCGAUGCCAGGCUGUUGUUAUGGAAUCACUCCGCUUGUGCCACCCGCUCGGCUCGUCCUCGAAACUCACCAAAGAGGCGUCCUCGCUCAACCUCGGAGGCAAGACCUACACUAUCCCAACUAACACCCACGUCCAACUCAACUUCUGCGCCCUCCACACUAAUACACACUCCUGGGGUGCCACAGCCCUGGAAUGGGACCCCACCCGCUUCAUCUACCACGACGAAGGCGAGGCUACUGCCGGUAUCGAAGCCGAGCAACUGCGUCCCACGGUCGAGAAGAGGUACCUGCCAUGGUCGUACGGCGAGCGCGUCUGCCCCGGGAAGAAGUUCUCACAAGUCGAGCUCGCGGCUACGCUGGCUAUCUUAUUCCGAAAGCAUAGCGUCGACCCGGUGCCGGAGAAGGGCGAGACGCUGGUGGAAGCAAGGAAACGGGCGCAGAAGGUGAGUUUGGAUAUCCAGAUGACGCUGCUGAACGAGAUGUAUCAGCCGCAGAGUUUGGGGCUGAAGUGGACGGAGAGGACGGCGGCUUAG